GUGGCUUGGAAACACUAAACUCCGUCCGUUUGGAGCUCGGCCACUCCCCUUCACAACUAGACCAAUGCCCUUGGAGCUGUCUAAGCACUUCUCGUUUGGCGGCAAACGGGGUGACGAGUUGGUGACGCAUCGACCGCAUUCCCUCCAGUAGUCCAGUGAUCGCAUCGAAUCGAAAGUCGCCCCUGGUUUGUAAACAUGGCGGCUCUGGGAAAGAGGAAGCGUCCCGCCGAUCUGUUCGCCAACUCCCAAACACAGAAUAGCCGACUUAAUUCAUCAUCUAACACACAGGAUGAUAGGCACACGGCCGGGAAUAGCAAUGGAAGUGGAUUUGUGGAAGGAUCCAUCGUUCGAAUUACUAUGGAUAACUUCCUGAGCUAUAGCCACUCUGAAGUGAUUCCCGGGCCAAACCUCAACAUGAUAGUGGGACCGAACGGAACGGGCAAGUCCAGCAUCGUCUGCGCGAUCUGUUUGGGCCUGGCGGGCAAGACUGCGGUCCUGGGUCGAGGGGAUAAGGUCGGGUUGUACGUGAAGCGUGGCUGUACCAAAGGUUGGGUGGAAAUCGAGCUGUACCGGACGGCGGGUAAAUUUGUGGUCCGGCGGGAGAUCCAGGUGGAGAACAACACGUCGGCGUGGACCAUCAACGGCCACCAUGCCACCCAGAAGGCCGUGGAGGAGGAGGUGAAGGCCCUGCAGGUGCAGGUGGGGAACCUGUGCCAGUUUCUGCCCCAGGAGAAAGUUGGGGAGUUUGCCAAAAUGAGCAAGAUCGAGCUGCUGGAAGCCACCGAGAAAUCGAUCGGACCUCCGGAGAUGUACGAGUUUCACUGCAAGCUCAAGAGCUUUCGAACCCAGGAGAAAGAAAUGGAGAACGUGUGUAAGGAGAAGGCCAGCUUCCUGGAGAAAGUCACGCAGAGGCACGAGAGGCUCAGGCAGGACGUGGAGCGCUACUACGAGAAGAAGAGACACCUGGACACGAUCAAGAUGCUGGAGUACAAGCGGCCGUGGGUGGAGUACGAGACGGCUCGGCAGGAGAUGGUGGGGGUGAAGAGCAACAGAGAGGAGGCGAAGAAGAAGCUGAAGACGCUGAAGGAGUCCCAGGCUCCCGUCCUGCGCAGAAUCCAGGCCCUCGAUGGCCAGCUGCGGCCCAUCGAGAACCACAUGAAAGAAAAGGGCGUGGCUAUCCGGGAUGCGUCACAGAAGUGCAAGCAGAAGCAGGACCAGCUGGAUUUUAAGAACAAAGAGAUAGAGGAGAUCCAGCAGGCCGUCAGACUGAAGCAGACGGAGGAGGCGGACCGGCAGAAGCGCAUCGGCAACACGCGCCGCCUGAUCGAGGACCUGCAGGCGCAGCUGCGCGGCACGGAGGCGCAGGAGGACCCCGCGCCGCAGAUCGACGCCGUCAACGCCCAGCUGCGCAGAGCGCAGGAGGAGAGGGCGCAGAGGGAAGGGGAGCUGUCCGACCUGCGCAGGGAGAAGGACGCGCAGACCGGGGAGCUGAUGAUUUUAAGAAAUAAGCUGAGGGGUCUGGAGGACAUGAUGAAGAGGAAGGAGGAGACCCUGAGAGGAAGGUUCCGCGACACGUACGACGCCCUGCUCUGGCUGCGGAGGAACCGGCAGCUCUUCAGAGGGAACGUGCACGAGCCCUUGAUGCUGGUGAUAAACGUCAAAGACCCUCGCCACGCCAAGUACAUUGAGAGCCACGUGCCCCAGAACGACCUGAAGGCCUUCGUCUUUCAGAGGCAGGAGGACAUGGAGGUGUUCAUGACUGAGGUUCGAGACCGCCAGAGGCUGCGCGUGAACGCGGUCAUCGCGCCCGCAGAGUCCUGCGCGAACAGGCCCCCGCCCCGACCCAUUCAGGCCCUGCAGCGCUUUGGCUUUUUCUCCUACCUGCGUGAGCUGUUCGACGCCCCGGAGGACGUGAUGAGCUACCUGUGCCACCAGCACAGAGUCAACGAGAUUCCAGUGGGCACGGAGAAAACCAAGGGCAUGAUCGAAACGGUGAUCAGGGAGUCCCAGUUGAGGAUCCUCUUCACGGCGGAGGAGAAGUACACGGUCAGGAAGUCCGCGUACAGCAGUAAGACCAUCUCCAGUAACUCCGCCCUCCGCCCGUCCCAGUUCCUCUCCAUGACGAUGGACACGGAGGAGAAGCGGCUGCUGGAGGAGAACCUGAGGAGCACCGAGCGGAGGCUGGAGGAAAUCUCCACCCAGAUGACGGCCUUGCAGGAUCGGCUGGUCCAGCUGGAUCGCCAUGACCACGAGCUGAGAGCCCAGAAGAAGCAGCUGUUAGAGCAGAAAGGCAGGAAGAGGCAGCUGGAGCAGAAGAUAAGCACCAAAGAGGACAGCCUGCGGCAGAUGGAGAAGGGUGGCAUUGACCUGCAGCGGGUGGAGCGGGAGGCCAAGGAGAAGAUAAGAGCAGUGAACUCCCGGAAGGUGGCCAUCAUGGCCGAGUUCACUCACCACAUGAAGCUCCGGGCCAGGUUGCAGAUGGAUAAAGUGUAUUAUGCACUGGAGAGCGCGCAGCUGGCUGCAGAGAAGUCUAAACUGGAAUCAGAGUCCAGAGAGUGUGGAGCCCAACUGAAGGAUUUGGAGAGAGCGGUCGCAGAUCUGACUCAGCGUACGGCCCGGCUAAAGCAGACGUGCGAAGGGCUGCUGAAGAAAGCCAAAGACGCCUGCAACAUGGACCAGAGGGACAACGUCGUGCCAGAGCACCUGCACGCGGUGAGCCUCAUACCACAGCGCUUGAAUGCGGCGUUCAACCAGCUCCCCAACACGCUGGACGAGAUCGACGCCCAGCUGAACGAGGAGAGGUCCAGGGCGGACUGCUUCACCGGGCUCAGCGACGCGGUGGUGGAGGAGCACGAGAGGAAGACGCAGGAAAUCGAGCAGCUGAGGCGGGAGCUGGAGGAGAAGAAGGGGAACCUGGAGUCCUACAGGCAGAGCAUCUCUCAGGCGAAGGAGAAGUGGCUGAACCCGCUGAAGCAGCUGAUCGAGCAGAUCAACGAGAAGUUCAGCGAUUUCUUCCACUCCAUGCAGUGUGCCGGCGAAGUGGACCUGCACUCAGAGAACGAAGAGGAGUAUGAUAAGUACGGGAUCCGCAUCCGGGUGAAGUUCCGCAGCAGCAUGCAGCUGCACGAGCUGACGGCGCAUCACCAGAGCGGGGGCGAGCGCAGCGUGUCCACCAUGCUCUACCUCAUGGCCCUGCAGGAGCUCAACCGCUGCCCCUUCCGCGUGGUGGACGAGAUCAACCAGGGUAUGGACCCUGUCAACGAGAGGAGGGUGUUUGACAUCGUGGUCCGAACAGCGUGCAAAGGGACCACCUCCCAGUACUUCUUCAUCACACCCAAGGUGUUGCAGAACCUGUCAUAUGCAGAUGAGAUGACCGUCCAUUGUGUCCACAACGGCUUGCAGAUGCUCCCGCCCAGCAAGUGGAAUCUGGAGGGCUUUAUCCGGCGUGGCAAGCGCAAACACAAACACAUGGCCGACCAAUGACACGCUCAGAGAAAACUCAAACACACGGCCGACCAAUGACACACUCA
Anguilla rostrata (American eel) is the source of this 3530-nucleotide messenger RNA. It is a transcript of the gene smc5, whose product is annotated as structural maintenance of chromosomes 5. The record is from RefSeq and is a predicted model, not a curated record. NCBI's taxonomy places the organism in Eukaryota, Metazoa, Chordata, Actinopteri, Anguilliformes, Anguillidae. Gene Ontology annotation, biological process: double-strand break repair via homologous recombination. Gene Ontology annotation, cellular component: nucleus; Smc5-Smc6 complex. Gene Ontology annotation, molecular function: ATP hydrolysis activity; single-stranded DNA binding; ATP binding. The transcript is spliced from 25 exons. The coding region runs from base 196 to 3483 and encodes 1095 amino acids.